UGGACCUGGACCUGGAGCUGGAGCUGGAGCUCUAUAGGUAGGUAGGUAGGCAGGUUGGUUGGCAGGGUUCGCAUGGGAUCCGCUUCUGCUCUCCUGUUGGUGUUGCUCGCCUGCUCAUCUUCCACCCCCGCGUGAGCGAGCGUCACCCAUCCAUCCAUCCAUGGUGAUGGCCAGCGCCGGCGUCAACAACAUGCCCGAGGGGCCCAUCGAUUCCGACGAAUGCCGACUGCGCCGACGGAGGCUCGAACCGCGCCGCUACGUCCACGCCGCCAGCGCCUCCUCCUCCUCCUCCGCGCCGGCCCCCGCCCCCGCUCCCGAGGAAGGGGAAGCAGUGCAGCCGUCCUCGUCCGCGUCCUCCGAGGGCUCGGGCACGGGCUCAGAGGAACGACUCCAGCUCCCGCAGGUGCAGGUGCAGGUGCAGGGCGAGGCCUCCGGCGCGGCGCCCCAGCUGCUGCCACCGUCCAAGGCCAACUCCAACUCCAAGGUGCAGGUGCAGUGGCCCGUGGCGUUCGGGUCGGUGGCGCUGGCGGGGCGGCUGAGGGAGAUGGAGGACACGGUGUCCGUUCGUCCGUCCUUGUGCGCCUGGGCCGACGGCUCCCCCAUGCACUUCUUCGCCGUCUUCGACGGCCACGGCGGCCCACACCUGUUGAGUGCUUCUAGAGGACCUCCAUGCCAUCCACCUGGCCACUCUCCAGCAGCUUCCAAUCCACCUCCACCUCGACACGCCGCUGCGCUGUGCAGGGAGCAGAUGCACACCAUCCUGGCGGAGGAGCUGGCCGGCGCCGCGGCAGCCUUCAACAACGACGACGACGACGACCGGCAGUCGGAGAUUGUUGCUUGGCGUGGGGCUCUUUGGAGGAGCUUCGCGCGGGCCGACGGUCUGGCGGGGUUGGCGUGCGCGUGCGGGCGUGGGAGCGUGCCGUCCUGCUCCUGCCCGCUCUCUGGGGCGCACAAGGGCGCCAUCGUGGGGUCGACGGCCGUCGUGGCGCUGCUGGUCCGGGACCGCCUCAUCGUCGCCAACUGCGGCGACUCCCGCGCCGUGCUGUCCCGUGCCGGCGUCGCCGUGCCGCUCUCCCACGACCACAAGCCGGACCGGCCGGACGAGAUGGCACGGAUCAAGGCGGCCGGCGGCAAGGUCAUCUUCAUCAACGGCGCACGCGUCCGAGGCAUCCUCGCCAUGUCCAGAGCACUAGGGCACAAGGUCCUAAAGCCUGAAGUGAUAUGUGAGCCAGAAAUCAGCAUAACCGAGAGGUCGGAGGACGACGACUGCCUGAUCCUUGCGAGCGAUGGGCUGUGGGACGUGAUCUCCAACAAGGUGGCCUGCGACGUCGCCCGACAAUGCCUGGAAGACGGGAGCCCGACGAGAGCUCCUGCAGCCGGUGCUCCCACCGCACCGGCAAUUUCCCAGGAGGAAGAGCCCCGGUGCUUCCGUGCCGCGGCACUCCUCGCGAGGCUCGCCCUCGGCAGGGAGAGCUCUGAUAACAUUAGUGUGGUCGUGGUUGAUUUGAAGGCAAGGGGUUAGCUAGGCCUAGGCAGACCAUAUCUCCUUUGCAACUUAGACUUGGUAGCUAGCUCUCU
Messenger RNA from Hordeum vulgare subsp. vulgare (domesticated barley), 1578 nucleotides. Its product is annotated as probable protein phosphatase 2C 37. Gene Ontology annotation, cellular component: nucleus; cytosol. The transcript is spliced from 5 exons. The coding region runs from base 161 to 1522 and encodes 453 amino acids. The record is from RefSeq and is a predicted model, not a curated record. Gene Ontology annotation, molecular function: protein serine/threonine phosphatase activity; cation binding. Lineage: Eukaryota; Viridiplantae; Streptophyta; Magnoliopsida; Poales; Poaceae. Gene Ontology annotation, biological process: protein dephosphorylation.